Molecule: messenger RNA, 5919 nt
Organism: Chelmon rostratus (copperband butterflyfish)
Lineage: Eukaryota; Metazoa; Chordata; Actinopteri; Chaetodontiformes; Chaetodontidae
Gene: ushbp1
Product: Usher syndrome 1C binding protein 1
Exons: 14
Coding region: 152-2260 (702 amino acids)
Source: RefSeq, a predicted model, not a curated record
GAGAGCAGACUGCAGUGGUGACUGACUAACCAUUGGAAAAUAUAACAACACAAAACAACAGGACUGAACAAAACAUUCUCUCAUUUUCUCAAAUGUCUGACUGGAGGCAGUGAACAGCCACAACAGGGUAAAUCACUGCUGCAGAGGAAGCAUGGAGGAUUUCAGCCUGGUCAGAUGUGACAGCCUGGAUGCUGGGUCAGGCUGUGACAGGGAGGUGAUGACACCGAUCGACCACAUGACCCUUGACCCUGAGGGCUCUGACCCCACAGCAAACCUCGAGCCUUCGCCAGCAGAACUGGCUCAGUGUGAGGCUGAAGUGGGCACGCUGCUCAGCAUCAUCGCUGAGCUGAACAAGAAGAUGGGGUCAUUAAAGGCACCAAGUGAACCAGGGGACCUGAGACCACCAGGACCAUCCAGGCCUCUGGUUCCAGAUCUCCUGUCCCACAGACUGGCAAGAAGCAGCCCAGAGAGGAAAACUGCCUCUGCUUCAACAUCCAAACCUCCACUGACUGCCCGAGGGGGCAGCGGUGUUGUCUGGACUAAACUCCAGCAGGUUUUAUCAUCAUUGGAGGACUCCAUCAGCUGUAAAAGGUCCUGGGCUGCCCCCAUCACAGCCUCUGACCAGGACAAGCACAAAGAGCACCUGAGAGCAGCCCAGGAGAGCUGGGUUAAGGCCACUCAGAUAUUGGAGGACAUGGAAAGAGAGUUUGGGAUUUCAUGCCCAUCAGGCCUGGUGAAGGACCAGUACCAGGAGGAAAUCCUGGACCUGGAAAAGCGGGACUCUCCUCUCAGAAGCACCUUGCAGUGUUACCAGGAGGAGCUGGAGAGAUCACAAAGCACCAUCAGCCAGAUGGAAGACGAGAAGAACAAGCUGGCUGGUCUCCACAAGGCCUGGAGGUCAGGCAGUCGUUCUCCUUCCUACCGACCCCCCUCUGGGGCUCUCAGUCCGGACUGGGCCUCUCCUCCCUUCCCUGGUUCACCUUUACUCCACAGAAGAACAGCCAGAGCUGUAGCCCCUCUGUCUGUGGGUGGGGAUGGCUCUCCACUGAGCUCUGUUAACUCAUGCAGUCCUUGUCCCAGCCCCAUCAGCCUGGAGUGUGAGACAGAGCGACUGAACAGGUGCAUUGAGAGGCUGAAGGCCAGAAAUGAACGGCUGACUGCAGCUCUGGAGCGAAGGAAGGGAGAGUCUGAACUGAUCAGUAUCACACUAAACAGACUUGAGACUGACUGCUCUGCCCUGCAGAUGGCUCUCAGAUACUGUGAGGAGUGUGAAGAGGCCUACAGCGAGCUGCUGUCACUUCAUGACGCCAAGAAGCAGCAAAGCAUUCCUCUGCAGACAGACCCAGCAGAGGCAGUCGGUGACAGGCAGCAGCCCGACAGUCCAUCAGCCCAACUCAGGAAAAUGGGAACUGAGGAGCUGUCCACCUCCUUCUCAACAGCAGGGGUCACAGAGGAGAGGGAAGCACAGAGUCACACAGGGCAGAGGACACCUGAGCUGGUGGAGCGAGAGGCUGUUCUCCGUCAGCUAAUUGAGCGCCUGAAGAGGGACCGCGCAGCCAUUUGUCUACCGAAGCCAAGGCCAGGAGCUGAGGGCAAAAUGAGCCCUGAAACUGGUCACCCGGCUGGAUCAAGAGGUGGACAUGUGACCAAAGAUAACGCCAAACCUCCGGAUACCAAGAAAGAGAAAUCUUCCCUCUUCUAUGAACUCAUCUCUGUCAGGGAGGAGAUGUCAGAUCUGCGAACUCUGAUCCGCCUCAAAGAGAAAGAGCUGAGGUGUCUGGAGUGGAGUCUAAUGGCCCAGAAGGCCCAGGAAGCGGCGGGAGCUUUCGUUCCAGAGAGCCUCAGAGAGGAGCUGGAGGAUCGCAAGACCGGACAACAGAGGCUCUGUGAAAAUGCUGCUAACCUGGGUAGUGAUGAAGACAUCGCCCGAGCCAGACCCAUUCUCAAAGAGCUGCAGGCCGUCCUGCAAAGGGAACAAGCCCUGAAGAAGAGACUGGCUUUAGUGCAGGACUCACUGAACACAGCUGUGUCAGACAACACCUCCCAUAGGAGGGACAAUGGAGAGCAGAUAGCCCGGCUCACGCAAGCUCACAGCAAAGCCUUGAGUUCGUACCGGCAGAUUCGCAGGAAGUAUCGAGAGCAGGUGUGGAGGCUGGAGCAAAAAGUGGCAGCCAUGACGGAGAGUCAGCACCACCAGAGUGGAGCAGCGAAAGCAGCAGGGGAGGCAUCGGAGUGGAGAAGGGAAGAGACUGUUCUGUGAUUCGUCAGUCAGUCAAUCAGCCUUUCUAAUAGUCACAUUUAUCCACAUCAGCUGCAAUCCUGCUGAAUUCAAGUCGCUCAUGUGCAGUCUUACCCUGUGUGACGUUUUGCAGGUAGAAGCCUCGUCACUGCAAAGUGAGGUUCUUUAGCCAUGCUAGCAGCCUGGUUAUAAGGAUGUCAGGUGGUUCAGUCCAAAAUAGCUGAAAUGAAAUAGCUCAACAACUAUUGAAUGGAUUGCCAUGAAUUUAUUACAGAUAUCCAUCCAGAGGAGGAAUCCUAUGACUUUGGUUAUCCCCGGACUUUUUAUCUAUCUACAACUAUUAGAUGCACUGCCAUGAAAUUUGUUACAUAUAUACACGGGAUUAAUUAUAAGAAUCUUUUGUGGGCCUUUCACUUUUCAUUUAGUGGUCAAAAUUUCAUUUUGUCCACUUUGGUUUGUGACCAAAUUCCUAGUAAACUAAUGAUAUUCCCAUCAGCCUCAGCUGUACUCUGUGUUUAGUGCUAAUUAACAGAUGCUAAUGUGCUAAAAUAUAAAAUUAAGAUGGUGAACAUUAUAAACACUAUACCUGCUUAAUAACAUCAUGUUAGCAUUGUUGCUAUGAGCAUGUUAGCCGGCAUUAGCGUGUAACUGAAUACGAUCAAAGCCUCACAGUCAAUAGCAUGGCUGUAGACUCUUGUUAAUGAGAUAUAUUAAGACGUAAGUUGUCCAUCCGUGUGAGGAGACAUGUGCCUAUUCAGCUAUUUGUACUGUCAUCUAUUUAUCUAUCAACCCAUUAAUGACAUCUACAGCCGUCCAUCCAGGCAUUCACUGGUGAGUACUGUAUGUAGGGCAGUAGAACAUGGACAGCACUGUCCGUUCUGCCUUUUCAACCCUUGUGAGAGUUACCAAUAAACUAAAAAGGAUUCCAAGGCUUAACUUGUCUAACAGGAGUCACACAUCACAAGACACAUGCCUUAUUUCAGAGAAACAGCUGUCACGCAGUCAUGAAUGCGUAAGUCUGACUCAAAGACUGACCCCGCAGAGGACCUCAGGACUGACCUCGAGAGCGCACAUGUCCUUUUUCCCGUACAAGCCAAGUGUACGAAGCCGCUGCCGGCCAGCCGUGCUGUUGUAACAAAGCUUAGAGAAGGGGGAUGGGGGCCGGGACAAUGCACACAUGAUGUGGACGCAAAAUGUACGGCCAGCCCUUUUGUCUUCUUAGCACUUUCAUAGUUCUCUCCAUCUUGAUCUCUCUGCCUUUCAGUAUUUCCACUUUUCUUAAACAAACAUGCUAAAUAGGUGCUUUUAGUUGAGUGCUAGAACCCACAUUAUCCUGCUGGUUCAAAAUACUAUUUAAAAAAUGAAACUGCCUGUUUGUAAAGAUUUAGGACUUCAGUAGGAAUGAACGGGCUUGGGGCUGACAGUCCCAGACAGGGUAGGGAAGUCAGACAGUAUUAAGAUGACAGUUAACCAGCCAGCAGACAUGGUGGAGACUCUGCAGCAAACCUGCAGACAAAUUCAACCAUGAAGACAUGAUGGGAUUUGCCAUUCCAAACAACACAGCUGUGAUGUACUGAGGCAACGGUGACCUGACAAACAUGCCGCUCAUGUCUGGCAAAAAACAAGAAACUGAUGGAACAGAUCAGUGUCUUGGUAUUUGAGAGCAGUACUCCAUUAGUUGUUAACUGCUGGCAUAUAGCAUUGCUGGGCUCACAGCAGGGGGUUAAAAUAGUGAGAUAUAAAUCGACGCAGCAGAAUCACAGAUAUUGUCUUUUUUAUUCAAAGCAUUCUUCUUCCUUGUCAAAGUGUACUGCCUACAUUACCCACAAUGCUUAACUCAAUUGUUAACGUCUUCAGGCAGAGGUGGGGAGCAGCUACACAGGUCUGGUAAAGUCACGUCUUCCGAAGUGUAUCAAUCAUAUGACACAAUAUUAACUAUAAAUUCAAAUACAGUAUUAUUAAUCAGCUGUUAGUAUAUAUAAUAAUAAGAAUGUACAUAUAUGUUCGAGCUCUCCUUGACAGCCUUUUGCUCUGUAUCAUGCUGUAUAAGCCAAUCAGAAUUUAAGGAUUUAAAAGUAAAGUAUUCAGACAUUAACACUUGUUUGGUUUUGGUCCAUUUCAUUUCAAAAUCAAAAAUAAUGUCAGCCUUAUCUUUUAGAUGCUCUGGGCACCACAAUUAAAAAAUGAUUUCACCUUGAUAGCACUGGUGUGGAGACAGAAUGCCAAAGACAGAUAAAUAUAAAACAAAACUAUCUGUAUAGACAGAUAUGAUGGAAGGUCAUUGAGAAAGUUUUUUUGGGAUUUGGGCAUAUCAACCCUUUAAAAGCCCAGUUUACUCUCACCUUACCUUCAUACAGAUCCUUCAAUAUUCACUUCUCACUCAUACCUCCAUUUCCUCUCCCUCCAUCUUCUCUCCUCACUCAUCUCUCAAUCAUCUCUAUCCCUUCUCCCCCCUCCAGCCGACCCCGUGCCCUGACCCGAGCUGGUCAGCUGCAGCUGUGACCGGCGGUCAGGAGGUUAAGGCAAAGGUUGAGUGUCACACCCACAGGGUCACAGCGAUGCCUCGCUGUUGUGUUAGCCUGUGAAUGGAGAGUUCAGAGUGCCAGACGAGGUGGCGAGCCCCUGACGCCCUGACUCUUGCCUGAGCUUGCCCUUUCCCGAGCAGAGGUCACCGCAGAGGGCCUGUCCUCGCCGCUCCUCCCGUUCCUCCAGGUCACCAUCACUAUUGUUGUAAUAGCUGCCAUUAGAGCAGAUGAUACAAUUAUCAUUCCAUUUUGUGUUCGCUCUCUCUAAGAUCUAUGUUAAGCUUCUGACUCCAUCAAAGGUUUUUUAGGCAACAUGAUCAUUGUAACCUCUGGGUGACUCUUGUAUCAAAGAGUCCACAUGACGCCAAAAUGUCCCACAAAAAGAUUCAUGGCUCAAUAUAUUUGCAUCUAUGCAGUUAAUGGAAGAUGAAUUCACAUUCAAAAGUCCAGCAUUCAAAAUCUACUUCUAAAGUACAUCGGUAUUACCACAAAAGUGUACUUAAAUUAUUAAAGCAAAAACACUACUUCUGGAGAGAAAUGCUCCAGGUUAGUGAUCCAUAAUUAUAUAUAUUAUUAUAUACAACAAUAUAAGCUUGUUAAUUAAUACUUAUGCAUUAGUGUUUAACUAGUAUUUAGCUGUUGCUGGUUGAGUUAAUUCUAACCACUUUAUAUAGAGAUAGUAUUUGAUUUCUUAAUGAAAAACCCUAUUAUGUAAAGUAACUAGAAAUUAUAGGUGUCAAAUAAAUAGAAACUGUAGUAGAGUAGAAGUACAAAAUAGUAAAACACGGAAACAGUCAUGUAAAGUACAAGUACCUCAAAGUAGUACUUUAUUGUACUAAAUUGUAUUUUGAACAUAUUGUUUUUAUUGCUUUCACAAACACAGAACAAACAAAACAAAAGCACUCCUGAACAUGUAAUAAAGUGAUAGAAUUACCCUCAGAGGUUGACAAAAUUCAGUCAAUCCCGCAACUAUAAAGUGCACGUUAAAAAGGCAGCCUUAUGACCACAGCAUCAGUUACCUUUACUCUUGCUAUUAUGACGUAACAAUUCAUCAUAAUGUUUUUUAUAGGCUUGUUAUAAAAUGAAACAUUUUUAUAAGCUUGUUAUAAUAUGUUUUUAAUGCUAAAUCUUGAUUUGUGGAGUAAAUAGUGAAUA